Molecule: messenger RNA, 969 nt
Organism: Aspergillus affinis
Lineage: Eukaryota; Fungi; Ascomycota; Eurotiomycetes; Eurotiales; Aspergillaceae
Exons: 3
Coding region: 1-969 (322 amino acids)
Molecular function (GO): oxidoreductase activity; flavin adenine dinucleotide binding
Source: RefSeq, a predicted model, not a curated record
AUGCACUACGAGACCCCGUUCUUUCCGAUGGCUGCAUGGUGGCCAACGGCUCCUGCUCUCCAUUUACCCCCAAGGACAGCCGUCCGGGUGUAUCCCGAGGAGCCAACCGCCGCGGCGACGCUAUCGUUCACCCCCUCCACGACGGACGGACACUUCUGGACGGUAUUUCGCACGUACCUCGUUGAAACACUGCCCCUGUUGGACGCUGGUGGUACAGCGCUAUGGUUGGUCAUCCAGGCGUCUCUUACAGGGGGUUCUAUCAUGUUCAAUGCUGGGCCGGUGACUCUCCCAGGGGCCGGGAAAGAGGAGCUUCACGCCCACCUGGCUUCGACAUUGCAAAUGCUUCAGAAGUACAACAUGGCCUAUGACUACUCAGUCAACGCCUUCCCAACAUAUCAUGCUUCUGUGGCAGGAACCGCAGUCAAUUUAACCGAUAUGCACGUCGGCGGCCGUCUAAUCCCCCGGUCAACUCUCGAGUUCAACCCCGAUGGCUUCAUUUCCGCCAUUCGGCGCAUCCUUGAAUAUGACGCUGCUUUCUCAGGCUUCUCCAUGAACCAGCAUCGUGCCCACGAAAGACUUUCCGCCAAUAACGCCGCCAAUCCAGCCUGGCAGAAGGCCGCAGUCUCUGCGGUGCUUAGAAUUCCAUUCAGCCACACCAAUCGCCAAGCCAACCUGGACGGUCAAAAGCUCAUGACCAAGGCGCUGAUGCCCCUUCUCGAGGCUCCGACUCCCCCGGGCGAAGUCUCUGGCGCGUACCUCAACGAAGCGGACUUUAACCAGCCAGACUGGCAAUCAGUCUUUUACGGCGCCAACUACGACCGCCUCCGGGAGAUCGAGGAUAAGUAUGACCCGGACCAGGACUUGUACGCGCGCACUGCAGUGGGGAGCGAGAGGUGGGGGAGCAUGAGGACGGUCACUUAUGCCCGGCUGUUUGAGAGAAAGAAAGCAUAUGGUUAUACACCGACAUAG